Molecule: messenger RNA, 13749 nt
Organism: Lepisosteus oculatus (spotted gar)
Lineage: Eukaryota; Metazoa; Chordata; Actinopteri; Semionotiformes; Lepisosteidae
Source: RefSeq, a predicted model, not a curated record
CGAACCUCUCCGAAGGGCCGGCGUCCGAACACCCGCAGAAGCUGUAAAAUUGGACCCGUUAGGACUGAGCGACCCGGAGCGAGCGACGGUUGUCGGGUCACUUGCAAAACAGGGCCACCAGGGGGCGGUGUAGAGAGGUGGAUGGGAAACCUCGCUUGAUUUUUUUCAGGGAAACUAACCUAAUCGGGGGAACAAAUUCACAACUGAAUCGGGGGGGGAUGAAGGUUUUGUAUAAUUGAUCUCUGAUUGUUUAAUCGGACGGCCUUGUGCCCCUUUCAGUUGCCGUGCUUGUGCAUCGUAAGGAGUUAAAAAAAAAAAAAACUGGAGUUCGCGAACCCGAACUUAAAUAUGAGACCUUCAGUUUGUCCUCCCGGGGUCCAGUUUUUAUCACGACCCUUCUCGGUUUCAUCGUGGUCGUUUUCUGUGGCCGUGAGAAUCCAAUCUUUUUCUUUAAAAACAAUGUCCGCGGCUGUUGAUCUAUUUUGUCUUCCCUGGGGGGCACUGCUUGCUGGCUCCGCUGUGAUGGGUUAAGGCCCCCAGGUGGGUCUCUAAGCUUUUACUUCUCCUUGUGUCUAAAAUGAGAAACUCUGUUGUGAUUUUCCCCCUCCAUUUCGAAGUUUUGAUCCAUAUUGCUUGUCUAAGAUGACCAAAUGACCAAAACCUGGUUUACCCCCCCAACACGGUUUAACAUUUCUGGUCGUUGAAACAAUUUUUGGACCGUCGUUUUUUUUUUUGCAAUCAUUUUAAGAGGGGCUUCGCGGGUGUUGCGGUUUGGUCCGGUGGAGUCCACUACGUCUUGGGGACGGGGGACGGAACCUCGAUCCCUCUGAACAAGUUCCUUGAGCUUUUCUCCAGUCUCCCCUCGAAACGCUUCUCCGUCCCAAGUACAAAGUCGAGAUCUUGACGGGGAAAGACGUUUUCCAGUCACGGCGAGGCGGAGAUGAUGGACGACUUUGGGAUACGCCGCAUUUAGCGAAUGUUUGACACGUUUUAGGUUCGUGUGGGUUUCUUUUUUCUUGGAGAAAGAGAGAGAUUGAUGAUUCUAACCAAGAGUUUGAGCUGCUCGCAGGGAAACGCGGGACCGGGACGGGACUCCCACAACUUGUAGCACAAGGAGAGAGAGACAGUGUGUGUGUGUGUGUGUUGAUGGGGGAGCGGGCGGUUUUCCUGGGGUCAGGUUACACACAAAAAAAGAGUGGUCUUACUCAUCUGAACCCUUUUAACACCCAUCUCCGCCCCCAGCAUCCCGGAGCUCAGUAAACUUUUUCUCUCUCCAGGGGAGUUCCAGUCAGGACGCGUCGCUCCCUCUCGGCUGCGGUUUCUGAAACGUGAUUGAAGGGGGGGGAACUCGUACCUAUCUGUGGAGACAGUUGGUCAUUUGUGUGUAGGACGUGAUAGGCCCGCACCCACAAAAUACAAAGAGGAUUACGUUUGUUUAUAUGUUGUUUCUGAGGGGAGAAUUUACCAAGCUUUGUUCAGGGUACUACUUUUGGCCGAUGAGACUUUUUUUUUAAAAAACCCCAAAGUCUAUUUUUUUUUUCUAGAGAUGUGCUUUAUACCUUAAGGAGCAUCUUUGCUAUUGAGCUGAAGGUUGUUGGGUUUUUUUUUUAAAUACAUAUGUGUGUGUGUAAAAACUGGUUGAAGUGAUUAUCGGGGUCAGUUUCCGACGCGCGAUGGCGACGGCCGGGUCAGCGCGCGAGGCGGCUCUGCUCCUGCUCUGCGCGCACGCCCUGCUCGCGCUGCCCCGGGCCGGGUCGGAACCGAGCCCCGGCCCCGCCGCCGCCGCCGGCUCCUCCAGCCUGGCCUUCGUGUUCGACGUCACCGGCUCCAUGUACGACGACCUGCAGCAGGUGGUGGAGGGCGCCUCCCGGAUCCUGGAGAAGAGUCUCCGGAGAAGAACGCGGCCCAUUCGGAACUUCGUGCUGGUCCCGUUUCACGACCCAGAUGUCGGCCCCGUGUCCAUCACCACGGACCCGGAGCAGUUCCAGCGGGAUCUCCGGGAGCUGUUCGUGCAGGGGGGCGGCGACUGUCCGGAGAUGAGCGUGGGGGCGAUCAAGAAGGCGCUGGAGGUCUCCCUGCCUGGGUCCUUCAUCUACGUCUUCACGGAUGCCCAGGCCAAGGACCACCGGCUCAAACAGGACGUCCUGCGCCUGGUGCAGCUCCGGCAGUCGCAGGUGGUGUUUGUGCUGACGGGGGACUGCGGGGACCGUUCCCAGCCCGGGUACAGGGUCUACGAGGAGAUCGCCGCCACCAGCUCCGGCCAGAUCUUCCACCUGGACAAGCAGCAGGUCAACGAGGUGCUGAAGUGGGUGGAGGAGACGGUGCAGUCGAUGAAGGUCCACCUGCUCUCGACGGACCACGAGGGCGGGGAGGAGAACCGGUGGCCGGUGCCCUUUGACCCCAGUCUGAGGGAAGUCACCGUCUCCCUGAGCGGUCCGGCUCCCGAGAUCGAGCUGCGGGAUCCCUACGGCCGCAUCGUUGGGGAGGAGCUGGGCCUGACCGAGCUGCUGAACAUCCCCAACUCCGCCCGCGUGGUCGGCGUCAAGCACCCGAGGCCAGGCACCUGGACGCUGAGGGUGAGCUGCAGUGGCCGCCACAGUCUCAGGGUCACGGGGGUCAGUAACUUGGACUUCCGAGCAGGGUUCUCCAGCAGGCCGGUGACCGACUUCAGCCAGACCCGGGAGAGGCCCGUAGAAGGAGUGCCGGCUCACGCCCUGCUGAAGUCCAGCGGCCUGAGCCCCCCGGGACGGGUCAACCAGGUGGACCUGCUGUCCGUGUCCGGCCGCCCGCUGCGCGCGCUCCCCGUUCCCACGCCCUCGGACGGGGGCUCCGGGGGCCUCUGGAACGUCCCGGAGUUCCGCACCCCUCCCGAGAGCUUCUUCUUGAGGAUCACCGGGAAAGAUGAAGGAGGCUACAGAUUCCAGAGGAUGUCCACCGUCUCCUACACCAACAUUAUCCCAGGCAGGAAACUAGUCUCCGUUUCUCCGCAUGGGACCCUGACCAUCAGAGAGGCCGUCCCAGAGGAUGCUGGGAGCUAUACGUGCCUGGCGUCCAACGAGGCAGGCAGCGAUACGCAGACGGUCACUCUGAGCUACACGGAGCCUCCGGGCAUAUCUGUGGUGAACCCAGCAGUGCUGGUGGCAGCUGGAGAGGAGGCCAUCUUGGAAUGCCAGCCCACUGGAGUCCCGCCCCCACUGGUCACAUGGUACAAAGGUGAUCGACAGGUGGGGACGCUCCCCUCUGCGCAGCAGGACGCCCGGCGUGGGACCCUGCGGAUCGGCCAGGUGCAGGAGACGGAUGCCGGGGAAUACAGCUGUGUGGCCAGCAGCCCGGCGGGGACGUCCACUGCCGUGGUCACCCUGGGCGUGGGGAGUGAGUACAGGCCGGCCUGUGACCUCCAGGAGGUCGAGCGUGAGGUCGAUCCCGAGGUCGUGCAAGAGAAGACAGGCAGUUCCAUUCCUGUUCUUGUGCUGUUCAGUGCCACUUUUCUAUUAAAAACUACCAUUCAAAGUCAUCCAUUUAAAGUAGGAUGGAGAAUUAAAUGCGAGAGCCGCGAUGGGAAUGAGCCGUGCUUCUGCUGCCCUGGUGCCUGGCUGGAUGAUGAAGGCCUCUACAUCUGUGAAGCCCAGAACCAGUUUGGGCUGAUCUGGACCGAAGCCCGAGUCACCGUGACUGGCCUGGAGCCUCCUCUUUUGGCCCAGGGUGACCUGCUGCUCUCCGUGGUGGUUGGUCACUCACUGACCCUUCCCUGCAUGCUGCUGGACGGAAUCCCGCUGCCUAGCAGACACUGGGCACACAACGGGGAGCCGGUGACCCUGAGCUCCAGGCGUUUCCUGCGGAGUGACGGCAGCCUCCAUAUAGAGAAUGCCGGGGUGGAGGAUGCUGGGAUAUAUAUUUGCACCGCUGUCAACGUGGCUGGGUCGGCCAAUAUUAGCAUUACCAUCGAAAUCCACUCUCCACCUGUGAUCAGUCCAGGCCCCGCCCACUACGUCACUGAUGAGGGCGUGGCCAUCACACUGCCAUGCAACUCCACUGGAGUUCCCAAGCCAGCCAUCACCUGGUCCAAGGAAAAUGAGCCUCUCGUCCAGCUCAGGUCCUCGGACCCUGCCUCCGAAGGCCAGCUGCUCAUUCCCAAGCCCACCGUGGAAGACUCUGGGGUCUACAUCUGCACGGCCGCUAACCCAGUGGGGUAUGCAAGCCGAGAGCUGCGGCUCAGCGUGAACAGUAAGGGCGACUCUUCAGAACAUCAAGACUACAGACUAGCGGAGCCCAUGGCCGGCCUCGUUUGGUGUUUUCCAGCCCCGCCCAGGAUAAAGCCUGCGCCGCCGCCUCUCCUGAAGGCCGCCGUCGGUCAGUCCGUUACCCUGGCCUGUGCGGCCCAGGGGGAGCCCUCCCCCGCGGUCAGCUGGUCCUGGAACGGGGAGCCCCUGCGGGACCGAGGCAGCCUGGAGGGGCCGGGGGGGUCCCUCAGCCUUCGCGGGGUCAACCAUUCCGACGGGGGAGUGUACCGCUGUGUGGCGGCCAACAGCGCCGGGCAGGAUGCCGCGGAGACGCUGCUGGAGAUCCUGGAGGCCCCGCUCUUCGAGGAGGCUGGAGACGUCUUCGUGCAGGAGGCGGCCGGGAAGAAGGUGGUCGUGCCUUGCCGCGCUCAAGGUACGCCCGCCCCCGCGGUGCGCUGGCUUAAAAACGGUCUGGAGUUUCACGGGGGCCAGCCGGGAGGGGCGUCCGUGUCCGAGGAGGGCUCCCUGGUGAUCGCCUCGGCCUCGGCCAGCCACAGCGGGGACUACAAGUGUGUGGCCAGCAAUGAGGUGGGCACGGCGGAGAGGAGGGUCCAGCUGAGGAUAAACGUCCCCCCAGAGAUCCACGAGGACGGGCAGCCCCUGAACCGGACGGUCGCCCUGCUGCAGCCCCUCUCGCUGGGCUGUGAUGCUUUCGGGGUGCCCCAGCCCACCAUCUCCUGGACCAAAGAUGGACGUCCGGUCUCGGAGCUCGCGGGGGUGUGGCUGCAGAACGAGGGGCGCUCUCUGCGGAUCCUGCGGGCGCAGGCGGCGCACUCUGGCCUGUUCUCCUGCGCCGCCGCCAACGCCGCCGGGGAGGCCAGGAGGGACGUCCACGUCGCGGUGCACGCCCCCCCAGUGAUUUCGGGGUCCUCAGGAGUGCAGGAUCUGGCGGUGGCCGUGGGGCAGGAAGUGGAGCUGCAGUGCCGGGUGGACGGGAGCCCCGCCCCCCUCGUGGAGUGGAGCCGGGACGGAGAGGUGUUGUCUCGCGAAGGGGACCCCCACGUACAGUUCUCGGACCGGGGCCAGCUGGUCAGGGUGAAGUCGGUGAGGCUGAGGGACCAGGGUCUCUACCAGUGUCUGGCCACCAACAGCGCCGGCCGACAGAGCCGGCAGUUCAGGCUCGUUGUUCAGGCGCCCCCCAGCUUCGGCGGUUUCGGCGAGACCACGGAGGUUUCGGUGGUGCUGGGCCACGCCGCGGUCCUGUCCUGCGAGCCGGAGGCCGUGCCCAGCCCCAGCCUGACCUGGCUGAAGGACGGCCGCCCGAUCCUGGCCGGCGCCCGCCUGAGCUCCUCCCGGGGGGGGCGGGAGCUCCACCUGGGGGCGGCGCGGGCGGACGACGCGGGCCUGUACACCUGCCGCGCCUCCAACCCCGCGGGCACCGCCCUCAGGCACUAUCGCCUGACCGUGCUCGUCCCUCCGCAGAUCGAGGGAGACGACGCAGCGUCCGUGAGGUUCGGCGCCAGGGAGGCCAAGGUCCACGUCAACAAGACUCUGGUGCUGUCCUGCCAGUCCAGGGGCGUCCCCGAGCCCACGGUGCAGUGGUAUAAAAAUGGCCAGCUGCUGAAGAACGACUCCCACGUGGAGAUCGGGGAGCAGGGGCGGGCCCUGCGGAUACAGAAGGCACUCCUCUCCCACGAGGGGCAGUACACUUGCGUGGCGUCCAGUGAGGCAGGAGAGGACAGGAAAGAUGUCCACGUCAGUGUCCAAGGUCAGUGGGGCCCUAGAGAAGAGUGGUGGGCAGGCCUGGUCCCAGGAAGCUCCCCGAUUGUCCUGUUUCGUCCUCCCGUGACCCUGUCCUGCGAGAGCAACGCCAUCCCCCCGCCGCUGCUCACCUGGUACCACGAGGGGAAGAAGCUGAGCACGAGCGCGAGGGUCACGGUCCUGCCAGGGGGUCAUGCCCUCCAGAUCCCGAGGGCGCGAGUGGAGGAUGCUGGGAAAUACACAUGCCAGGCGGUCAACGAGGCUGGGGAGGACCGCAUGCACUACGAGCUGGAGGUGCUGGUGCCUCCGGUGAUCCUCGGCCAGGCAGGGGACUUUGUGGAGGAGGUAGGGAUGGUGGUCAACUCUACGGCCCAGCUGAGGUGCGAGGUGUCGGGCACCCCGACNNAUUCGGUGAUCCAGGUCCAAAAACGCCUUCCUGUUCCUCCCUGCCGGCUCUGUCUAACUUCUGCCCUGCCUCCUUCCCAGAUUGACAUGGUGCAGAGCUCUGAUAUGGCCGGGUACCUGUGUGUGGCUGAGAAUAAGGUGGGCUCAGCUGAGAAACUCUUCAGCCUGACUGUACAAGUUCCUCCUAGGAUUGUGGGGGCGAACCCGGAGCACAUCAGUGUGAUCGAAGGUCACAUGGUGUCACUGCUGUGUGACGUGCAGGCGUACCCCUCCCCCGAGAUCUCCUGGGCUCGAGAUGGGAAAACUCUGCAUUUUGGCACUGGCCUCCAGAUCUUGCCAGGGAGUCAGGUGCUGCAGCUGCCCAGGGCUCAGCUGGCUGACGCGGGGCUGUACGUCUGCACGGCCACUAACCCUGCUGGUCAGGGCGAGAAGCACCUCCUCCUCAGCGUCUACGCCCCGCCCACGUUUAAGCCACACCCAGAUCCAGACAAGGAGAUCGUGACCCCUCGUGCUGGUGGCUCCGUCACCCUACACUGCGAUGCGCAGGGUGUGCCAGAGCCUGAGGUCACCUGGUACCGCAACGGGCUGCAGCUGGCACCGGAUCACGGGCUGAAGAUGGACCGACACCGGUUGGAGAUCCAGGGGGUGCAGGUUGCUGAUAGUGGCCUGUACACCUGCAAGGUGUCAAAUAUCGCUGGACAAGUGGACAGGACAUUCCGCCUGACUGUGCACGUUCCCCCUGUCCUGGACCAGCCCCUCCAGCAAACGGUGACCAGGACCCUGGGCACUCACCUGACGCUCCUCUGCGAAGCCACAGGUGUCCCAGCUCCCAGCAUCACCUGGCUGAAGGACGGCACCCCUAUUGAGAGUAGCAUCCAGUGGCGCUGGGCGGCAGGGGGCAGCAGGCUGGAGCUCGGACCCCUCCAGCUCUCUCACACCGGCACCUACACCUGCCUGGCGAGGAACAGCGAGGGGGAGACGCACAAGGACUACAGGGUCACCGUGCAAGUGCCUCCCAGCAUCCUCGGCUCGGGACGCCCCACUGAGCUCAGCGUGCCCGUGGGAGAGGAGCUGACCUUGGAGUGCCUGGCCGUGGGCACCCCGAAACCCGAGCUGAAGUGGCUGAAAGAUGGGGCACCCUUGGACCUGGCGGACACAGAGCAUCUGCAGGCGUCUCCUGACGGGGCCUCUCUGAGGCUCCUGGGGCUGCGGGCUGCCGACUCGGGGACGUACAGCUGCCUGGCGGAGAGCCCUGCCGGCCGCGAGAGCAGGAUCUACACCCUCACGGUGACGGUGCCCCCUGCCAUCGCGGGCUCUUCGGCGGAGCCCAGGGCGGUGACGGCGGCCCAGGACGGCGUGGUGACCCUGCAGUGCCAGGCCGCGGGCACCCCCCCGCCGCGGCUCACCUGGCUGAGGAACGGACGCCCGCUGAGCCUCUCCCCUCGCACGCGCCUGCUCUCCUCGGACACCGCCCUCAGGAUUUCUCCAGUUCACCUGUCCGACUCCGGCGUUUACACCUGUGUGGCCCGCAGCCCAGCUGGACAGGCAGAGCUCAGCUAUGACGUGCAGGUCCAAGUGCCCCCCGGAGUGGAUCGCUCCGAGCCCUCGGAGCAGGUGACCGUGGUGAAGGGGUCGGCGGUGACCUUCACCUGCGAGGCCCGGGGCGUCCCGCCGCCCUCGCUGUCCUGGUUCAAGGACGGCCAGCCCCUCUCGCUGCACCGCAACCUGCUGUCGGACGGGCAGGAGACCCGCCUGCGCCUGCCCGCUGUCACGCCGCACGACGCGGGGCACUACAGCUGUGUGGCCAGCAACCAGGCCGGCAGCAGCACCAAGACCUUCAACCUGACCGUGCUGGAGCCUCCGAAGAUCUUGGCUUCCGGGUCCCCGGAGGAGGUGUCCGUCGCCAUCCACAGCCCCCUGGAGCUGGAGUGUGCGGCCGAGGGCGUCCCCCCCCCCACCCUGAGCUGGCUCAAAGACGGGCGGCCCCUGCUGGGGGCGGCGGUCACACAGAGGCAGGGGCAGCUGCUGAGGAUAGGCAGGAUACAGGUGGAGGACGCGGGUCUGUACACCUGUCUGGCCAGCAGCCCCGCAGGGGAGGACGGGAGGAACCACUGGAUCCGGGUUCAAGUGCCCCCCACCCUGCUGGGCUCCGCGGACUCCAGGACGGUGACAGCAGUGGCCAAAGGACACCUGACCCUGGAGUGCCGGUCCGACAGCGAGCCCCCCCCCGCCAUCCAGUGGCACAAGGACGGCGCCAAGCUGCAGCUGGGGGGGCGUGUCCAGAGUCUGGCAGGCGGUCAGUUCCUGGAGAUCCAGGAGGUCGGCGCCCAGGACAGUGGGCAGUACAGCUGUGUGGCCACCAACGUCGCCGGGAGCAGCCGCCUGGAAUUCACCGUGGAGGUGCAAGUGCCGCCCGGGAUUCAAGCGGGCCCCUCGCUGGUCACCGCCCAUGCCGGUCAGGGGGCCGUGCUGCCCUGUGUGGCUGAAGGACUGCCCGCCCCCACCGUCACAUGGAGGAAAGAUGGCGCCCCACUGGUCCAGGAGCACGCCAGGCUCAAGGUCCUGCCGGAGGGAUCCCUGCGGAUCGCCGAGGCCGGGGUGUCCGACGCGGGGCGCUACCUCUGCACCGCCUCCAAUCCCGCCGGCUCGGAGCGCAGAGGGAUCGACCUGCGGGUGCACGUGGGUCCCUCGAUCAGCCCGGGGCCCCCCAACGUGACGGUGACGGAGGGGGUGAGGGCCUCCCUCAGCUGCGAGGCCUCCGGCACGCCCCCCCCCCGGGUGACCUGGAAGAGGAACGGCUCCCCCCUCGACCUCUCGCGCCAGCCAGGGGCUUACAGGCUGCUGUCUUCAGGCUCGCUGGUCAUCACCUCCCCGGCCAGCCAGGACGAAGGCUACUUCGAGUGCACGGCAGCCAACGAGGCUGGAGAGGAGCGCAGGCUCGUCGAGGUCACCCUGCAAGUCCCACCUUCCAUUGAGGAUGAUGUCACUGUGGUCACGGCGACCACGAUGUCCCCCGUGAUUCUCCCCUGGAUUAGAGCAAGCUGGCCCCUACCUGGGAUUGAACCCGGGACCUUCCGGUCAAGAGCCAGACGCCCUUGCCCUCUGAGCUACCACAAUUCCCCUGCGUCAUCCUGCGCUGUGCAAAUGACUCCUGCUCCAUCGCCUUUGGCUUGGACGCCGGGAGAUGCUGGCACCUACACCUGCGUGGCAGUGAACGCCGCCGGCACGGCCCGCCGCCACGCCCGCCUCUCCGUGAACGUGCGCCCCGUGCUCAAGGAGCUGCCCGGCGACGUGACCCUGAACAAGGGGCAGCGCCUCGUCCUCUCCUGCCACGCCCAGGGGGCACCCACCCCGACCAUCUCCUGGACCGUCAACAACAAGCCCCUGCCAGGACCCUCCUCGGUGGACGGCAGGAGCUCCGUGGUCAUCGAGAGCGCCGCCGGCGGAGACUCGGGCACCUACGUGUGCGUGGCAGAGAACCGCGCGGGCGCCGUCCGGGCGCUGGCCUUCGUCCGCGUCAGGGAGCCCCCGGUUCUGGACGGGACGUCCCACAGCUCCCAGACGGAGCCCCUGGGGGGCAACGCCCUGCUGGACUGCGUGGCGCGGGGAGACCCCGCCCCCACCCUGCGCUGGCACAGGGAGGGGCAGCCCCUGAGCGGGACCCUCCGGGUGCACCAGCUGCACAACGGCUCCCUGGCCAUCUACGGCGUGGCGAGCGGGGAUGCCGGGGAGUACCGCUGCGCGGCGGAGAGCGAGGCCGGCGCGGCGGAGAGGACGGUCCUCCUCAGGGUGCAGGUUCCUGGGGGGUUUUCCACCUGGCUGGAGUGGGGUCCCUGCAGCGUCACCUGUGGGCGGGGCGUCCAGGAGCGAAUCAGAUUGUGCAACAAUCCGGCCCCGGCCAAUGGCGGCAGGCAGUGUGAGGGGAGGAGUCUGGAUUCCAGGAGCUGUCAGGCUAAACUCUGCCCAGGAGCCGUUCCCCAGAGGGCGAGGGGCAGCCUGAUCGGGAUGGUGAAUGAUCGAGAGUUUGGCGUGGCGUAUCUGGAUGCCAACGUCACGGCGCGCCCCGAGGACAGCGGGAGCAGGCUGCAGGCCCGCGUAGGGAACCUCCCGGGCGCAGUAGGGCCCCUGCUGCGGGUGCUGGUGUCCGUGUUCGCCCCCAUCUACUGGACGACGGUGCUGCAGGCCGGCGAGUCCCGGAACGGCUUUGCUCUGACCCGGGGCGUGUUCAGACAGGAGUCUCAGGUGGAGUUCGAGACAGGAGAGGUCCUCCGCUUGACCCAUGUGGCCCGGGGCCUGGAUGCAGAGGGAGUCCUCCUGGUGGACAUCGUCAUCAACGGCUUCGUGCCCAGGGCACUGGCCGGAGCUCAGCUCACGCUGCAGGGCUUCAGGGAGUCCUAUGUGCAGACUGGGCCAGGGCAGCUCUACGCCUGGUCCUCACAGCGCCCCCUAGUGAACGGUGCCCCUGUGUCACUGCGCUGUAACCACUCGGUGAUCUACGAGGCGGGGGGCGCCCGGCAGGGACCCCUGCUGCAGGUCCUGAGGGUCUCCACCAUCACGGGGGUCUACAGCCACCACACAGAAGCCAUGGACUUCCAUCUGACUGCCUCGCUGGAGCCUCCAGGUGGCGAUGGGGAGAGGUGUCCCGAGGGCUUCGUCUUGGACUCGGACUCCUUCUGCGCAGAUGAGGACGAGUGUGCCGCGCAGACCCCCUGCUCGCACUCCUGCCACAACACCAUGGGGGCGUACUCCUGCUCCUGCCCCCCCGGCUUCUCCAUUUCCCCGGACGCCAGCACCUGCCAAGAUGUGGACGAGUGUGCCAGGGGCGCCCACCUGUGCCACCACAGCCAGCAGUGCGUCAACACGCCGGGGAGCUACAGGUGCCUGGCGCAGUGUGGUCCAGGGUUCAAGCCCAGCCGCGAGGGAGCCAGCUGUGAAGAUGUGGACGAGUGCCAGGAGUCCUCCGUCUCCCCCUGCCAGCACCGCUGUCUCAACACCCUGGGGUCCUUCCGCUGUGCCUGUCGCCCCGGGUACCAGCUGUCCGGCCAGCGCUGUCUGGAUAUCAACGAGUGUGUCGUGUCCAGCGGCGUCUGCCCGCCUCACCAGCAGUGCAGGAACACAGAGGGCGGCUACCACUGCCUGGACAGCUGUCCCCCAGGCAUGACCACAGCGGGGAGUGGAGUCUGCACAGAUGUGGACGAGUGUAAAGACGGGACCCACAUGUGCCGCUACAGCCAGACCUGCCAGAACACAAUCGGGGGCUACCUCUGCGUGUGCCCUCGGGGGUACAGAUCCCAGGGCGUGGGGCGACCCUGUCUAGACAUUGACGAGUGCCAGCAGGCGCCCAGCCCCUGCGCCCAUCAGUGCCGUAACGUGGCCGGCAGCUUCCGCUGCCUCUGCCCCCCCGGCACCUCCCUGCUGGGAGACGGGCGCUCCUGCGCGGGGCUGGAACGGCGGCCGGCCGCCCCCAACGCCACCGGCGUCCUGGCCAGGCUCGUGCCGCAGCUGGUGUCCCACGUGGGCCGGCCCGUCCUGGCCCGCCUGUCCACUCAGCCGGGGGGCUGCCCCCCGGGGUUCAGCAGCCGGGAUGGGAACUGCGUGGACGUGGACGAGUGUGCGCAGAGGCAGCCCUGCCAGCACGAGUGCCGCAACACUCCGGGCAGCUUCCAGUGCCUGUGUCCCCCGGGCUUCCAGCUGCUGCCCAACGGCAGGAACUGCAAGGACAUCGACGAGUGCGCGGAACAGGGCAUCCAGUGCGGCCCCCAGCAGAUGUGCUUUAACACCCGCGGCGGGUAUCAGUGCCUGGACACCCCCUGCCCAGCCUCCUACCAGAGAGGGGUGAGCCCAGGCACGUGUUUCAAGCCUUGCUCUCUGGACUGCGGGGCGGGCAGCCCUCUGGCGCUCCUACAGUACAAGCUGCUGACCCUGCCCCUGGGCAUCCCCGCCAACCACAACGUCAUCCGGCUCUCCGCCUUCUCCGAGGCCGGCGUCCUGCAGGAGCGCACCGCCUUCGUCCUCCUGGAGCAGGACGCGGAGGGGGGAGGGCAGGUGUUCGGGAUCCGGGAUGAGGCCGGGCGGGGGAUCAUCUACACCCUGAGGGCCCUGGAUCGGGCAGGGCUGGCACGGCUCCGGGUGCAAGCUACCACCCGCUCCCCUGAGGGGCAGGUCAAAUAUCAGAGCAUCUUCAUCAUCUACAUCGCCAUCUCCAGUUACCCCUACUGACCUCAGUGGUCAGUUACCCUUGUUAACUCCAAUGGUCAGAUAUCUCUGCUGACCCCAGCUACCCCUAUUGGUCCCAGUGGUCAGUUACCCCUGCUGACUCCACUGGUCAGUUACCCCUUACUUACCGGUGACCCCCGUUAUCCUUACUGGCCCCAGUGGUUGGACGGUUGUGACGCCAUAUCCCACCCUUUCACUGCUGUCAGUGGCUGCCCAACCAACAGCCAGCAGAUGGUUGCAGGAAUCACCUGAAGUGUUAGCUAGCUCGUGAAAAGAAACGGGUGCGAAAUGGGAUCUUUUCCUUCGUUUGUGCUUUUUAUAAAUCAACACACUGGUACAGAGUUUGCACCAGUGCCCGUGUGUGGUGGAUCCGAAAGGGAUUAUCGAUUGACUGCGUGUUGAUUCUCACAAGACGUGAAAACAGGCCGCUUGUCCCCUCUGGUUAGGUACCUUCCUUUGGCAAGAAUUGUGUUUGCUGGUGGUGUUUUUUUUUUAUUAUUUCGGCGACCACUGCUUGUAAACCCUCAAGGCUGUCUGGUUUGGCACAUGAGACAGGUUUGUUGUUGCUUUCAGUGAUGCACAAGAACUAGCUGGACUUUACCAGCCAGCAGCUUCUUACACCAAUCUUUGCCACAGAACAUUUAAACUGAGGAAAACACCCGUUGUGCCAUUACUUCACAGGCCUUAGCAACCAUGGGACGUCCCCACCCUGGGCCCAUUCUGCCUACUUUGGAAGGAUGGUUUGCUCUUCUGGAACAUACCAUUCUCUGAUAUUUUGUGAGGGCAGUGUAUGUUUUGAAAUUCCACAUUUAUUUUGUAUUAUGAUGUGCCUAUCUGAUUGUGGGAUCUAACCUAUUAAUUUAUAUCUGCCACAAAUAAUUCAGUGGAAAGAUUUUCUGUUGUAGACAUCAUAUGUUCUCUAAUACAGGCUGGGAGGGAAUUUCAGAGCUUGAAUCUGAAAUGUAACGUGUGUUUUUUUUUUUAAUUGUUUAAUUACUUAAGCCAGAAAUGCAGCAAAGAAUGUAUCUUUAACUGGGGCUGCUUUUCACUUUUGAAUUAAAGGAUGAUUUUGCUUUAAUUCUGAGUCAAUUAACUUAAUUUUUUUUAUUUCCCCUGUUGGCUUGGCCUGGUUUUGUUCUUUUUUUAA